Molecule: messenger RNA, 939 nt
Organism: Seriola dumerili (greater amberjack)
Lineage: Eukaryota; Metazoa; Chordata; Actinopteri; Carangiformes; Carangidae
Product: olfactory receptor 11A1-like
Exons: 2
Coding region: 1-939 (312 amino acids)
Biological process (GO): G protein-coupled receptor signaling pathway
Cellular component (GO): membrane
Molecular function (GO): G protein-coupled receptor activity; olfactory receptor activity
Source: RefSeq, a predicted model, not a curated record
AUGAUGAUGAUCAUGAUCAACUCUACACAUGUUUCAUUUUUCACCCUUGCUGCAUACCGUGACACUGGACUGUUAAAAUAUUUAUAUUUUACUAUUGUUAUGUCUUUAUAUAUUUUCAUAGUCUGUGCCAAUGUUCUGCUGAUUGUAGUUAUCUGUCUGAACAGAAGCUUACAUGAACCCAUGUACCUGUUCCUGUGCAGCCUGUUUGUAAAUGAACUAUAUGGUAGUACAGGGUUGUUUCCAUUCCUGCUGGUUCAGAUCCUCUCUGACAUUCACACUGUUUCUGUGCCUUUUUGUUUCCUGCAGAUUUAUUGUUUGUACUCUUAUAUAAAUGUUCAAUUUUGUAACUUAGCCGUUAUGUCUUAUGACAGAUACCUGGCUAUCUGUUAUCCUCUACAGUAUAAUACACGCAUGACAUCUAAAAAAGUUGCCAUGCUUAUUGCUGUGACAUGGUUAUUUCCUUUUAUUGAAGUUGCUGUCAUGGUUUCUCUGAGUGCUCCAUUACAGCUGUGUGGAAAUAUCAUCCACAAAGUUUAUUGUGACAACCACUCUGUUGUCAAACUGUCUUGCUCUGACACAACAGUCAACAACAUCCAUGGGCUUACUUACACAGUUGCCAUAAUAGUUUGUGUUGUAACUUUAAUCCUUUACACUUACCUGAAGAUUCUUAAAGUGUGUUUUUCUGGUUGUAAACAGACCAGACGGAAAGCUGUCAAAACCUGCACACCUCACCUUGCUUCUCUGCUCAACUUCUGCUCUGGUGGUUUCUUUGAAGUACUGCAGAGCAGGUUUAAUAUGAACAGUGUGCCCAACAUACUGCGCAUCUUUUUGUCAUUAUACUUUCUCACUUGUCAGCCACUCUUUAACCCUGUAAUAUAUGGACUGAAACUGUCCAAAAUACGUAGUUUGUGUAAAAGUCUGAUCUUUGGUAAAAUGUAA